AUGGACGGCGAGGGCGAUGGCGAGGCGGCAGGACGUCUCAAGGCGCUGCUGGCGCCCAAGGCGGCCAAUCCGCUCAAGUUGUCGUUCCACUCGCGGCUGCCGGAAGCCCGCUUCGAUGUGGUGUGUAUGGCGUACAACAGCCGGGAACAGCAUGUGGCCGUGGCCGAUACGGGUGUGCUGGCGCUGUAUGGCUACACGACCCGAUCGGGAGGAUGGCGUGGCGGGGCGGCACGGCGGGCUGAUCCGCUGGCCAAGCCCAUCGCCACCGUCCCCACUGAUGGCAGACUCGAGUUCCUCACAUACAUGCCACACGUCGGCAACGGCGUCUACGUCGGCGUUGUCAACUCGUCCGAUGUGGUGGUGUGGAAUGCGUCGCUCACCCGAUCGUCGCGGCUCGCCACCCACACCUCGCUCUCGGUCAUGGGCUUUGGCUGGCACCCGCACCGCGAUGAGCUUUUUGCCGGCUUCAACAUGGGCCUCUUUUGUGUCUGGCAUCUGGCUGUUCCGCAUCGCCACGUCCGCUCGGCCAAGCUCACGUCGUCGGAUCUGGGCGCCACGCUUACUCCGCUUGUCCACACGGAAAACGAGACCGAGUGGCUCGGUAAGCUUGUCCUCGAUCACGUCCACGCGCGAGUCCUCGGCGUCGAGUUUUCUCAUCUGGUGGUGCUCUCGUAUGACACCGGAGAGGUGCUCUUCCGUUUCUCCAAACUUCACGCGUCGACCAUCACCGCGCUGGCGUUUGAGCCGUUUGCCGGCGUUGUCUUUACCGUCGCUGCCGACUACGCCAUCCACGCCUGGUCCAUCAUCACUGGCGCCUGCCACCUCAAGGUGACUUGCACCGGACACACCCAUCCAGUAACGCACCUCGCGGUUGCAUCCGACGCACUUCUGCUCUCGACCGGCGACGACGGCCUCAUCGUUCUGUGGGACACGUCAGCCGGCGUCGAGCUCGCCCGCUUUGCCCUCGCCUACCCAGUCGGCUUUGAGGGCUACCGCGAUCCACCGCCACCGCAUGCCCGGUCGUGGGAUCCAAUUCGGCUUCGUGUUCCGGCGGUGCAGCUGCUGUUUCUCCCUGCCGACGUUGCACCGCCGCCGCUCGGGUUGGGCGCCAGCGUGCCAACCACGCCGACCAGCGCAGGUGAUCGGGAUAGAGGGGCGAGCUCGGCGGUUCUUGACCGAAAGUCGCGGUGCGAAGGCGCGUGUGUGCUGGCGCGGGCCGGGAACCAGGUGGCGAGUGUGUUGCUCCACCAAUCAGCUCUCCCAUUUCUCUCCAUCGCGGCACCGGUUGUUUCAGUCCAGCUCACGACGAUGCCUGCAGCCGGAUUUUCGUUUGCGGGCGAGACGCUGGUCUGCGACACCACGUCGACGCUCCACGUCUUUGACACCGAGUUCCGCAACCGGCGAGCGCGGUACCGGUACCUCGACUUUUCCGCCCUCUCCGAGGCUGUCCGCGGCAAGCUGACGGCGCUGAAGCGCGACGCGCGCGCGCACGCCAUCUCGGAAAUCUUGGCCGAUUCCUCGUAUACCGGAGCGACGUCGUCGAGUCAGGCCACCAUCGUCAAGUUUGAGUAUCUGGCCGCCUUUGACCGGUUCGCCUUUGGCUACUCAGACGGCACCGUUGAGCUGGUCCGACCAUCGUUCGAGUACUCGGCGUUUGAGGAUUCGGACCGCAUCCUUCCGCUGGGAACCGAUAGCCUGCUGCCGCUGGAGGAGACGCCGGUCUCACCGAUCACAACCUGGCAGCUUGUUCGAGUCUCGGCUGAUGUCUGCCCGCAGUGCUCGGUCAUGUGCGCACAGAUCGAUGUUGCGCGGGCUGCCAGCCGCCCGAUGGACUACCUCGAGGUGGCGAGCGAGCAAGUUGCUGGCUCUGCCUCGCUUGCAGACCUUGGCAUCAAGAAGCACGUCUCGCCGCAGGCCAGAGUCCGUGCUAGGGUGGAGGCCUUUGUGGCCGAGCAGGUUGCCGCUGACGAUGCCAAUGCUGCCGCUGCAGCCGCCGAGGCCAACCUCCGUGGGCGGCAGCCGAUCGAUGAUGUUGUUGCCGACGCUUUUGCCAAUCUACAGAGCUCGACCUCGCUGCUUGCGGUGGAACGCGCACGGGCGGCCAACGAGGACUCGGAGUUUGGCGCUCUCGAGCCGUCGAUCCAGGCCGACCUGUUGCAGCGGCGCGAGGUGCUGAUCAACGCACGGCGUGGCGGGUCUGCGCCCGAUUCGGCUGACCUUGACUCGACGACCCUCUUCGACCGGUACUGGCGGUACAGAGACGACGCCGAGGCUCUGCACCGCAAGCUCUUUCCGCCGCAUACGCACCCGUCGCCGCGGAUCCUCCCGUGGUACGUCUUUGCCAUUGCUUUUGGCGAUGGCACGUUUGGUGUGUGGUGCCCGCACUGCGGGUGCAAGCUCCGGGCCAGCCCUGCGCUUGCCUCGCGGCUUCCGAUCUGCUCCAUGUUUGUGCUUCCGGGCCGCGGGCCGGAGCCGGACUCACUGAUCUGUGUCGCGACGUCGGCCGAGCUCCUGUACGCUCCGCUCUCUGCCAUUGCCAGCCAGCCGCUGAGGCAAGUCGGCGUGGAGGUGAGCGAUACGCCCACGUCGGCGCUGAUGCUGACGACGGCCAUGGUGGUGAGUGCGGUGGCGGUGGCGCCGAGCCACGGCUUUCUCCUCCUCGGCUCGACCGUCGGACGGGUGUAUCCGAUGGCCUUGCUCCGGCAGCCAGGCUCGCACGAGACUAGCCCUCACAAGCUUUAUGGUGCGGAGCAGCUGACCCAGCUUACGGGUCAUACUGGGGCUGUCACCGCGUUGGAUCUAUGUUCGCGCGCGAGACACGCAGUCUCGAGCUCGGACGAUGGCACGCUGCGGGUGUGGGACCUAGACAAGCUCCUCUGCGUCCACGUUCUCGAUCUCGGCAUGCCGAUUACCUCGGUCGAGUACCUUAAUCGGUCCGAGGACGUCUUGGUUGCUGCCGAGCACGAGGUCCUUGUGCUGCGGGCUUCCCCGCAUGCGGCGUGCGUCGAGCUCGACGCCCAAAUCGCCAUCAUCGACAUGGCGUCGGCGCUCGAGUCGCGCAUCGAGUCGAUGAUCGGCUCGCCGGCAGUGGCCUCGGUUGAUCCAGACGACCCGACCAAGCUCAGCAUCCAGCUCGACGGGCAUCAACUGGCUGAGAUGGCAUACUCGUACAUGGACCCACAGAUGGAUGUCGACCUUUUGCACGCCGCACGGCACGCGCUCCGGUCAGGCAUGCGUGCCAAGUGGCGCCGCGCUCGCCUCCGCCUCCUGACCGUUAUCCGGCUCUGGCGCCGCUCUUCGUUUAUUCAGCGGGUACUUAGCAAGGCCGAAAACAACCCGCUUGUCGCCGAUGACGAGCGGAAGGAGCUGCGCCGGCUGCUGCGCUUCCACAGCGCCGGAAACCCGUCGCUAAUGAGCAUGGAGAGCAGCGGAGAAGAGCCGUCUCUUGCGGAGCUCAGCUCACCAUCGACGUCGAGCUCGAGCCUAGCGCCAGGCGGCUCGGCCAUCGACGGCUAUCUGAGUCGGGUGAGCCGGCCGCCUGCGGCAGCUAGCGCAGACUUUGUGGAUCGGGUGCUCGGCGCAGCGACAGCAGCGGACGAGGUUGGCGGGGCCGACGAGGCCUCGAUCGCCGAGUCCACGGCCGCACCGAGCCUCCGCGACCUCCUUGCAGCUCUUCCGUGAAGCGCAUCACUCCUCGGCGGCAGCGCGGACGCGGGCCGAGAGCGAGCGGAUGACCGGACGGAGGGUCCACGAGAUGAUGACGGCAAGCGGGAGGAGGAGGAUCCAGGCGGCGACGCCGGCCAGAAGCGAGCGCCAAAAGGCGGAGAGUGCAGAGAGGAGAUCGGUGGUAAAGGGCUCGAUGGCGAUGGGCAGAUGAUCGAGGCCAAAGGCCCACUCGCCGAGGCGGAUGAUAGGCACAAACGAGGCGAGGUUGAGCGGGGUGACAGCAA
Messenger RNA from Thecamonas trahens ATCC 50062, 3950 nucleotides. RefSeq lists its product as uncharacterized. The coding region runs from base 1 to 3681 and encodes 1226 amino acids. The transcript has 2 exons. The record is from RefSeq and is a predicted model, not a curated record. Gene Ontology annotation, molecular function: protein binding. NCBI's taxonomy places the organism in Eukaryota, Apusomonadida, Apusomonadidae.